UUUCUCUGCACCUCUGGCAUCCAAUAGGACCAAGAUGUGAGGUCGUGGGGGAGGAUAGUUGUGUUUAUUUUCUUUCAGCCACAGAUGGUUUCAGAGGCUGAGAGGCUGAAGCAGAGACGGGCAGAGCGACAGUCGGGGAUGAAGCCGCAGCUUUGGGGGAAAGUUGCAUUUAUUGCACACAUAGUCUGGCCACGAGUCAUAGGCUCUCACGAUGUUAAUGCACAUAGUUACGUUCGCCGUUUUGGUUCUGAGCCUCAGACCUGCAGACGGUUUCCCCAAUUACAAAGAUGACUACAUGGACGAGGACUUGGCCACCUUUGACUAUUACAAAGGCACGGAUGAGUUUGACGAGGGGAACAGGACGCAGGAGUGUGAGGAGUGUGUGCCGGAGCUGUGCCCGCUGCCGCUGGGCUGUAGAGCGGGGCUGGUGCGGGACAGCUGCGGCUGCUGCUCUCAGUGCGCCAACCUGGAGGGACAGACCUGUGACCUCGGCCAGAGAAACGUCUACUAUGGACUGUGCGGAGAGAACCUGGAGUGCAAAUUGGACCGGUCGGAUGAAGCGGACGGAGAGGAGCCAGAAGCCCAGUGUGUGUGUUUGUCCCAGAAACCUCUGUGUGGUUCAGACGGACAGACUUACAUCAAUAUCUGCAAAUAUAAAGAAGCGGCGUAUUCAAAUCCUGGACUCAAUGUGAGCGACGGGCCGUGCAGGACAGUCCCCAUCAUCAAGGUGCCGCCACAUAAUCUGGUAAAUGCAACCGGCAGCAGUAUAGCAUUUCUCUGCGAGGUGUUUGCAUUUCCCAUGGCGCUAGUGGAAUGGAGGAAAGAUGGAAAAGAGGUUAUUUUACCUGGUGAUGAUCCGCACAUAUCUGUUCAGUCACGAGGUGGUCCUCAGAAGUAUGAACUUUCCAGUUGGCUGCAGAUUGAAGAGGCCAGUCAGAUGGAUUCUGGCACAUACAGGUGCAUCGCUCGAAAUGAGCUUGGUCACGUCUCAGCCACAGCAAUUUUAGGAGUCCUGCCACCAGAUGAGAUGUCUGCCUAUUUGGAACAAAACAAGAAUGAAAUGAUGAACUAUGGCCAAUUACAGGACUAUGACAGGGAUUAUUACUAAAUUUCAGAUCCCAACACCCUCAAGAAAAACAAUGUCUUUUUACUUUUAGCCAUUAAAUUUGGCACUCAGGCAAUGAAAAAAAAAAGAAAAAGAAAAAGAAAAAAGUAGUAAACCUCCAGAGCUUUUUCUACAUCUGGAUAAUCAAACAUGGAGACGGCAAGGAAGAAGCUUAAACAAAUUCCCAAUGGCACAGGCCUCUAAAAUGGAUGAAAAACACACAA
This is a messenger RNA of Cyprinus carpio (common carp), 1329 nucleotides long. Its product is annotated as kazal-type serine protease inhibitor domain-containing protein 1-like. Gene Ontology annotation, biological process: regulation of cell growth; regulation of signal transduction. The record is from RefSeq and is a predicted model, not a curated record. Gene Ontology annotation, molecular function: insulin-like growth factor binding. Gene Ontology annotation, cellular component: extracellular region. Lineage: Eukaryota; Metazoa; Chordata; Actinopteri; Cypriniformes; Cyprinidae.